Molecule: messenger RNA, 2655 nt
Organism: Anguilla anguilla (European eel)
Lineage: Eukaryota; Metazoa; Chordata; Actinopteri; Anguilliformes; Anguillidae
Product: terminal nucleotidyltransferase 5C-like
Exons: 2
Coding region: 906-2414 (502 amino acids)
Biological process (GO): mRNA stabilization
Molecular function (GO): poly(A) RNA polymerase activity; RNA binding
Source: RefSeq, a predicted model, not a curated record
CUGUUAAACAAAAUUUUUUGCUGUAACGCUAAAUCACAUCGCGAUGUUAGUCGCAUUCCAUUUGCCGGCAUGUUUUGUAACUAGCUAAUGUCAAUGCGUCUGUUGAGUUUACAUUUGAGAAUGAUUUAAAAAUCGCAUGACUGCAAAUAGUAAAUUACUUAAGUAUGAAUAGUUGUAAGCUUACUUAUAACCGCUAAUUCUAACUAGCUAGCUACGUUGGUGUUCAUAUUGCUUGUCGCUUGCUUUUUACGGCUAACUUAUGCUGCCAAAUAGCUAUAUUGCAGCUGUAGCUACAGUAGCACUUAACUAACUUACAUAGCCUAGUUGAGUAGAUGGCUAAAAUUUUUACCUUAUAUUUUGAGUUCUCCAAGUUAACUUACAUUUUACAUUCGUUUGGUUUACAAAAAUGUACACGAUUUACAGUGACGACUUGAUGAGAACUAGAUUUUCCGCUUGUUAUAAAGUGGCUUGAUUGUAUUUGGCUGGCUACCUCGCUGGUUUGCUGACAAUAAAAGGCGAUCUGUCAAAAACAAUGAUCUGAUGCCGAAUAGAAAGGUCGCUAAAUCACGCCGGUGUGUUUCCCUGCUCCCGUUCUGAAGCCGCGUUCUGGAACGGCGGAGAAGCAUCCAGCGAGUUCAAGUGUUUUUUGUUGAACGGUGUUGGAAGUUCAGUCAUAAACGCGACUUGUGACGUCACAAGGCGUGAUUUUAAUUAUGCAUUGUUAUGGAAAUGUAAAACCGGGACUCACAUUAUUUAUCUAGACUUGUUUGUCUAACGUGAAUCAGUUUGUGUUUAGUCUGCCUUCUCGUGUGCGUCUAAACGGAAUCGCUGAAUUUUGGCGCUUUCAGUUAACUAAUCAACGCUUGAGAGCGGGAGGCGUCAGCGGGAGUGGCGGGUGAUUGAGCAUGGCGGAGGCCGUGGGCAGUGGCGAGCGUGAGCGCUGCGGGGUGCUCACCUGGGAGCAGGUGAGCCGUCUGGACCAGGUGCUGACGGAGGUGGUGGCGGUGCACGGGCGGGGCAACUUCCCCACGCUGUGGGUGUGUCUGAAGGACGUGGUGCGUAUGGUGCGGGCGCGGCUGCAGGCCGGGGGCGUCGCCGUCAGAGACGUGCGUCUGAACGGCUCCACCGCCAGCCACGUGCUGCUGGAGGACGAGGGGCGGAGCUACAAGGACCUGGACCUGAUCUUCCGCGUGGACCUCCCUCAGGGGGCGGGGUUUCACCAUCAGGAGGCAGAGUUUCAUAAUCAGGAGGUGGAGUUUCACCCGCAGGAGGCGGAGUUCCAUCCGCAGGAGGCGGGGUUUCACCCUCAGGAGGCGGAGUUUCAGAAGCAGGAGGUGGAGUUUCACCCGCAGGAGGCAGGGUUCCAGCCGCAGGAGGCGGAGUUUCACCCUCAGGAGGCGGGGUUUUACCCUCAGGAGGCGGGGUUUUACCCUCAGGAGGCAGGGUUUCACCCUCAGGAGGCGGGGUUUCACCCUCAGGAGGCGGGGUUUUACCCUCAGGAGGCGGGGUUUCACCCUCAGGAGGCGGGGUUUUACCCUCAGGAGGCGGGGUUUCACCCUCAGGAGGCGGGGUUCCAGCUGGUGCGGGAGGUGGUGCUCAGCUGCCUGCUGGACUUCCUGCCCAGCGGCGUGAACAAGGAGAAGAUGUCAGCGGCCACGCUGGGCGAGGCGUACGUGGAGAAGCUGGUGAAGGUGUCGAGCGACGGCGACUGCUGGAGCCUCAUCUCGCUGUGCAACCGGCACGGCCGCAACGUGGAGCUCAAGUUCGUGCAGCGGCUCCGCCGCCAGUUUGAGUUCAGCGUGGACUCCUUCCAGAUCGUGCUGGACCCCCUGCUGGAGGCGUACGAGCGGUGCGGCCGCCUCUCCCCGGCCGACCCUCUCCCCGCGGUGCCGGUGGAGAGCGUGUAUGGCGACCUGGCGGCGGCGCUGGGGCACCUGCGCGGCCGGCUGAUCGCCACGCGGCGGCCCGAGGAGAUCCGCGGCGGCGGGCUGCUGAAGUGCUGCAGCCUGCUGGCGCGCGGGUUCCGGCCCGCGGACGCGCGGGAGCUGCGCUCGCUGCAGCGCUACAUGUGCUCACGCUUCUUCAUCGACUUCCCCGACGUGGGCGCGCAGCGGCGCACGCUGGAGGCCUACCUGCGCAGCCACUUCGCCGGCGAGGAGCCGCGCAGGUACGCCUACCUGAUGCUGCUGCGCCGCGUGGUGGACCAGAGCACCGUGUGCCUGAUGGGCCACGAGCGGCGCCAGACCCUCGCCCUCAUCUCCGCGCUGGCGCUGCGCGUGCUCGCCGAGCAGAACGCCAUCCCCGACGCCGCCAACGUCACCUGCUACUACCAGCCCGCCCCCUACGUGCAGGACAUCAGCUUCUGCCCUUACUACUGCGGCCAGACCCUCCCAACAUGGCAGCCCUGCAGCUGACCGACCUUCCCACCAUGGCAGCCCUGUAGCUGACCGACCUUCCCAACAUGGCCGCCCUGAGACUGAUAGACCUUCCCAACAUGGCCGCCCAGAGACUGAUAGACCCUCCCAACAUGGCCGACCUGAGACUGAUAGACCCUCCCAACAUGGCCAUGUAGAUAUGAAGGGCCGGCUUUAAUGAGAAUUAAAAUGUAGUUUUUCUCCUGCUUAUCUACAGAGAGGAGAUUGCUGGACCCUUUAA